This is a messenger RNA of Cyprinus carpio (common carp), 1954 nucleotides long. RefSeq names its product WW domain-containing oxidoreductase-like. Gene Ontology annotation, cellular component: nucleus; cytoplasm. The record is from RefSeq and is a predicted model, not a curated record. The transcript has 5 exons. The coding region runs from base 132 to 842 and encodes 236 amino acids. NCBI's taxonomy places the organism in Eukaryota, Metazoa, Chordata, Actinopteri, Cypriniformes, Cyprinidae. Gene Ontology annotation, molecular function: protein binding; transcription coactivator activity. Gene Ontology annotation, biological process: hippo signaling; positive regulation of transcription by RNA polymerase II.
CAGUUUUGAGACUGCCCGAUCUUUCGCUCUUCAUGGUGCUCAUGUGAUCAUAGCGUGCCGAAACCAAAGUCGUGCCAUGAAAGCAGUGAGUCUGAUCACCGGAAGAAUGGCGCAAAGCCCGUGUUGAAGCCAUGACGCUGGAUCUGGCUUCCUUGAGGAGCGUCCGGGAGUUUGCAGAGAUCUUCAAAGCCAGGAAACUGCCGUUGCACAUCUUAGUGUGUAAUGCAGCGGUUUGCACGCAGCCCUGGAAUUUAACGGAGGACGGGCUGGAAACCACCUUUCAGAUCUGUCAUCUUGGUCAUUUCUACCUGGUUGAGCUCCUGCAGGACGUCCUGCGGCACUCCGCUCCGGCUCGUGUGGUGGUGGUUUCCUCAGAGUCUCACAGGUUCACAGAUCUGGUGGACUCGUGUGGGAAGGUGGAGCUGAAGCUGCUUUCACCUCCGCAGAAGGAGUACUGGUCAAUGCUAGCCUACAACCGUGCCAAACUCUGCAACAUCCUCUUCUCCAACGAGCUGCACCGCAGCAUGUCGCCUCACGGCGUCACCUGUAACGCACUGCAUCCUGGGAACAUGAUGUACACCUCCAUCCACCGCAGCUGGUGGCUCAUGACCCUGCUCUUCACCUUUGCUCGACCCUUCACCAAGUCUAUGCAACAGGGAGCGGCCACUACAGUCUACUGCGCCGUGGCUCCAGAGCUGGAGGGUAUCGGAGGGAUGUACUUCAACAACUGCUUCCGUUGCUUGCCCUCUCCGCAGGCCCAGGACCCCACGGCAGCCGCCAGCCUGUGGGAACUCAGCGAAAGGCUCAUCCAGGAGAGAUCCACCCCCACUCAGGUGCUCUGACCCCUCCGGGCCCCAUGAUCCCCGUAGGGUCACCUACAUGAACGUCACAGCUACAUAGAGGAUUCAGGCAUAAGAUAAUCAUUGUUUGAAGGGGCAAAAAAGAUGAGAAGAUGCAUUUCUAAACUGUACAAGGACGUUGGCAAUCAAGCUUGGAAGUUAUCUGGGAAUCAGGAACUAGAACCACACGAGCUGGGAUUUCUACAGGAGAUAAAGAGAUGCAGAGAGACAGCAAGAGACUCAAUUCAAUUGUGUUUCUCUUGUUCUCAAAGGCGUAGUCACUCAAUCCUGCAUUAGGGUUUAACUAAGUUUAGAUCACUCUAUAAAUGUCUCCUUAACAAGCAAUAACAUUUGAGCUGUCUUUAGAGGGGGUCUAUAUGGAUGUUUACGGAAUACAAAUACUCUUCUGUUUGGAGAUCAAUGUCAACCUUUACGUCUGUACAGAUAAAAAUGUUGAAUAAAUGUUGUAAUGGCAUAACCUAUAAAGACAUAAUGCAGGAAAUGUACAAUUUGUGAACUAUUUACAAACAUGGUGUCUUCACAUUGAUAAGAAUAAGCCUGUAUUCAUAUCCUGUACACAAUAUACACAAGAUGCUGUUCGGAAAGAAUUUGAAUGCUGUUGUCUUUAUCCCAUCUGGCUAGAGCCUCCCAACCACCUUUUCUAAAAUGCUGGGCUAAUGUGAAGUACAAACAAUACAGCAUCUGGUACGAGAACCAGAGGGCCAUCAGUGGCAGAGAGACAGAAAGAGUUUAAGUCCAUGUGGUCUGGAAAUAUCUGGUGGAAGUUCCAUUUUGAAUUCCUUUUAUUGUCCGGAUUGCAUCAUCAAACAUGCAGGGAUGUUUCAAGACUUUCCAAAUUUGUUUUCAUUGUUGGCGAGACGUCUGACUGUAAAAUCAGGGUAGAGUCAGUAGAAGGGGAUUGUGGGUAAAGCUGAGGAAUGGCACGCAGGUUGAUAAAGGGUUUCUGAUUUCUCUUAAGCCUCCAUCAUCUUCCUCAUCGUUGUCUUCAUCAGGGGUGGAUUUUGGAGAGGUUGUGCUUUGUGGCAGUCUUGGAGCCGUGGGUCACCCUAAGCCAGAAGCAUUCCAGUGUUACACUGUCUGUAAAGAAAGAGAAA